Molecule: messenger RNA, 1090 nt
Organism: Elgaria multicarinata webbii
Lineage: Eukaryota; Metazoa; Chordata; Lepidosauria; Squamata; Anguidae
Gene: LRRC38
Product: leucine rich repeat containing 38
Exons: 2
Coding region: 162-1037 (291 amino acids)
Cellular component (GO): voltage-gated potassium channel complex
Molecular function (GO): transmembrane transporter binding; voltage-gated potassium channel activity; potassium channel activator activity
Source: RefSeq, a predicted model, not a curated record
UCUGCUGCUAUCUGAUCUAUGAUAUGUGAUCUCUUGGAUAAAACAACACACUUCCAAGCACGCACACGCUUGAUCGCAAACCAGUACCAGGUACCGCUGCUGAACAAAAUGCCUUUCUCCUAGCUACAGCAGCAAUUCUCUUGGUUUGCUGAAGGCUGACGAUGUUGCCAUGUCUCCCGCUCUGCCGUCGACCUCCUUUGCUCUUUCUCUGCUUGGUCUUCUUACCCUUAGGGCACCUCUGCCCUGCCGUCUGCAGCUGCAUGGACUACCACACCAUUGACUGCCGAGACCAAGGGCUUCCCCGCGUCCCCAGCCCAUUCCCAUUGGAUGUACGGAAGCUUCUCAUCGCUGACAACAAUAUCCAGGAGAUCCCCGCUGAUUUCUUCAUCUUUUACAGUGACCUGGUCUACUUGGACUUCAGCAACAACUCCAUCGCCACCCUGGAGGACGGCACCUUCAGCAGCUCCAGCAAGCUGGUCUAUUUGGACCUGAGCUACAACAACUUGACGCAGCUGGAAGCUGGCAUCUUCAAGUCGGCGGAGAAGUUGAUCAAGCUGAGCCUGGGGAACAACAACUUGGCCGAGGUGGCCGAGGGGGCCUUUGAGAGCUUGGAGCAGCUCCAAGUGCUGGAACUGAACGACAACAACUUGCAGACGCUGAGCGUGGCUGCCCUGGAAACGCUGCCCAACCUCCGGUCCGUCCGCUUGGAGGGCAACCCGUGGCUGUGCGACUGCGAUUUUGCGAGCCUUUUCAGCUGGCUGGAGGAGAACGCUUCCAAGCUUCAGAAAGGUCUCAAUGAAAUCCAGUGCACUGUUCCUGUGGAGGAAAUAACCAUAUUUCUCAGUGAAUUAACAGAAGCCAGUUUUAGGGACUGCAAAUUUAAUUUGUCCCUCACGGACCUUAUCAUUAUCAUCUUCUCCGGUGUCGCUGUCUCCAUUGCUGCUAUUGCCUCCAGCUUCGUUCUGGCGCUGAUUGUGAACUGCUUCCAAAGAUGUGCGCCCAGUAAAGAUGAUGAAGAGGAGGACGAGGACGACUGAACCCCGUUCGAUGUCCACAUGGCUGGAUCGGUGUCCGCCGGUGUCCCACGCUA